AUGGAUUGGAACAGUUGGAAAGAAUCCAGAAGAACUGGAUUUGAAGUCGCUGAAGUCCCUGUAAAAUUUAGUUCUGACAACAGACAAGCAUUCAUUGUUUCCAAUAACGAUGUAAUAGUUGUGGAAGUAAAAAGUGGCCAUCGUAUACAGCUUCUCACUCAUCCUGCAAAGAUUGUCACCCUUUACUAUACAUUUCCAAGCAAAGCAGUAACUUAUACCGCUGAUGGUACAGAAUACAUCUGGAGCAUUGACACGUGGACUGUUCUGCGCUGUCGUGAAUUAAAUUGUGCACCGCUUGAUGUUUGGCAUUCAUGUGGAACCACUUUGGUUGUAACUAAAAGUGAAGGUAAGGAAUUGGUUAUUACCAAGAUUAACGGAAAUGAAGUUCCGCAAAAUGAGGAAAUUCUACGAACUGGGCCGCAUAAUAUUGGAUGUUCUCAAUUUGCUGUCACGGCCAAUUACUUUGCUUGUUGUGAGAAGCUCUUUGUAUAUCUUUACGUUUUUGGCGAAAAUGGAGUUAAACGAUUCAAAUAUAUUGGUAAAGCUGUUUUCAUGGAUUCGUCACUACUGGAAUUUAUAAGUAUUACAGCCCUUGGGGACACAAUGGCAGCUGCAAUAUCAUUUGGCCGUGUUUUUAUAUGGAAUAACGUAAGUCGAAAAGGCAUCAAUACGUUCAGUCAUUCAGUGCAUUGGCAUAAAUGGGCUCCAUGCUUAGCUUUAUCCGAAUCGAAUACUUUAUUUUCUGCUGGUGAUGAAGGUGUUUUAGCGAAAUUUUCUCUCUCAGAGUUAAAGUCGAUAUCUAAGCCACAACUAUUACCAAGAUUACAAGCACCAGUUCGAAGGCUUAACCUUUCUGAAGAUGGUUCCGUUCUGGCUGUUGUACUAGCUGAUAAUUCGACUCAUUUCAUUCUCAAUUCAACACUUAAUGUUCUGUCUUCGAUGGAAUCAAUUUUCUGUUCUCCGAAAAAAUCGCUGUUUCCCCUCACUGAGGAUCCUCUUUAUACAAAUUACGUUGUACACAGUGCACGUCCUGGUUUUAUGCAGUGGAUUGCACCAUCUACAAUGAUCUCCAUCGCAACGGCUGACGUAUCUAGAGAGAAUCCAAUAGAAGGAGAAAAUAUAUUUUCUGAUACUAUGGGUUACACGGACGUUUGUGAAGUUGCAUUAUCACGGACAAUGAUAGUAACUGCUGAUUGUGACAUCGGUUUCGAUAUACCAAAUAAUCGGUUGCAGUUUUGGCGUCGAAAUGAAGAUUUAGGCUCCUUUGCUUUAGAAUACUGCGAGCUAUAUGUUGGCGGAGUUAUAAAAUUUAUCCGAGCCUGUCUUGACUGUGAUUUGUUCGUUACUGCUGAUAAUAAGGGAGUUCUGUGCACAUGGGAAAGAAUGAAAAAUGAUGAGAAAAAGUGGUGUAAGUCGAACGAAGUUCACUGGAUGGAUGUUCCUAUUUUGCAUGUUUCAAGGAUACAAAAGUCACAUUUUGCUGCGAUUCAUGAUAUCAGUCUGAAGACUGAUGGAGUCGUUGCUCUGUGGUGUGCAGAACAGGAAAAAUCUCCACGUGUUGUUUAUGUCCAUCAGGGUAAUGGCAAACUUACAGCAGUAGAAUGGGGUCCUCUGAAUAAUACCAACUUGCUUAUAAUAUCAUCUAAAAGUUGUAUCUAUGCUCUCAAUAUAUGCACGCUUGCACCAUUAUGGAUUGUUUGCGAACCGGAUUUGAAACUCGCUGUAACAUCGCAGUUUACGGUUGCAUAUAAUAAAAACGUUGUUUCUGUGAUCGAUAGCUCUUCCGGUACUUUACUAUGUCAAAGGAAAUUAAAUUCAACUCCAGAAAGUGUUAUUGGUAUUGGAAAGGACCGAACGUUUACAAUAGUUGCUGCUUAUGAAAAGGGCUAUGGAGUGAUUGCAAGGUCGGAAUUGCUAGAAGAAGCGCAAAAGCAAUUGCAUACGAGGAAUAUAGCAUUGAAAAAGACUCCAUUUUCAAAUUUAUUAACUGUUGGUAAAAAAGAAGUUGAAAGUAACGAAGUUCCAGUCGAAACAUUGUCCAAUUUGGAAAUUUUCUCUGGACCAUCAUAUUCACUUGCACCUAUGCCAUAUUUGGCUCAAAAGUUUAUUCGUUCCUGUUUUUUAUUACCUCAGCAAGUAUGA
Brugia malayi is the source of this 2142-nucleotide messenger RNA. RefSeq lists its product as uncharacterized. The record is from RefSeq and is a predicted model, not a curated record. NCBI's taxonomy places the organism in Eukaryota, Metazoa, Nematoda, Chromadorea, Rhabditida, Onchocercidae. Gene Ontology annotation, molecular function: protein binding; RNA binding. Gene Ontology annotation, cellular component: nucleolus. Gene Ontology annotation, biological process: positive regulation of rRNA processing; positive regulation of transcription by RNA polymerase I. The transcript has 12 exons. The coding region runs from base 1 to 2142 and encodes 713 amino acids.